AUGACCGCCCGGAGAAGCUACGAUGCGCUCUGGACAGCGGUGGACACAUAUGCAUUUCGACAGUCACACCCGGCAUCGCAGUCCAAUACCCAGGAGCUAGUCAACGCGCAGGCGGCAUCGCAGGCGGCGGGUCUCCCGAGCUACGCACUUUCGCCUGCACAGGGCAAGUUCCUAGCCUUGCACUGCCGCACGGCGAAGGUCACCCACGCGCUCGAGGUCGGCACGCUGGGCGGCUACUCGGCCAUCUGGAUGGCGAGCGAAAACCCACAGUUGCAACUGACCACGAUCGAGCACAACAGCCGACAUGUUGAGGUCGCACGCGCGAAUAUCGAGCACGCGGGGCUGUCCGAUCGCGUCCAGGUCAUCCACGGCGCAGCUCUCGCAGUGCUCUCCCGCCUAUCCGACGAGGUCCGGGCCGGGAUACGUCCCCGUUUUGGCUUUGUCUUCAUCGACGCGGAUAAGGUCAACAACUGGAGGUACUUCCAGCUCGCGCGGGACAUGGUCCACCCAAACUCAGUCAUCUGUGUCGACAACAUCGUGCGCGACGGGCAGCUGGUGGACUUUUACGAUCCUGACCCGUCCGUCAGGGGCUCGAGAGAGGUGGUGGAGAACGCUGGUAGAGCGCCCGGCGUGGACUCGGUUGUGCUCCAGACGGUUGGCGAGAAGGGCUACGACGGUUGGCUGUGGGCUGUGAUCAGCUAG
Aspergillus tanneri is the source of this 702-nucleotide messenger RNA. Its product is annotated as O-methyltransferase. Lineage: Eukaryota; Fungi; Ascomycota; Eurotiomycetes; Eurotiales; Aspergillaceae. Gene Ontology annotation, molecular function: O-methyltransferase activity; S-adenosylmethionine-dependent methyltransferase activity. The transcript has a single exon. The record is from RefSeq and is a predicted model, not a curated record. The coding region runs from base 1 to 702 and encodes 233 amino acids.